UAUCUCUGCCAUAUAAUAUACUUACUCAAGGUGACCAAGUUUGAUGUAGUUAGAAUAGUAAGGGAAAAUAUGGAGAUGGUCAAGAGGGUUUUGGUAUGAGCCUAAGAUAGCUGAGUAGUGUCUCUCCAAAUACCCUUCAGCUUCACCACAUAGCCUUAUAAGAUGGGAUCUUUUUUCUUGCAAAUACCCUUCAGCUUCGGCUUCAAGAAAACAUACAACUUGGCCAUGGGCAGGGGUCAAUAUUUAUGGCCAAUUGUAUAAACAUACAACUUGUUUUGAUAUUAACUAAGUUGUAUAAACAUAUUUAUAAAAUUAUCAAUGCUUGUGCUGUGCAGGGGUUGCUGUGUUAGGCGGUGAUUGCUGCUCCUGCGUUAGGCGGUGAUUGCUGCUCCUGCGUGUUGCUUGUGCUGUGCAGGGGCUGGUGUUGCUCUUUUUUGGUGUUGUCAUCUUUGUUUGAAGUUAGAAGGUUCAAUCACGGUCUCAUCUACAGGUAUGGACCGUAGUUGGAUGAGAGCUAAUCGAUUAAGUACUGAGUACAGACAUGGAGUGAUGGAAUUUCUACAGUUUGCGGAAAGUAAUGCUGAACUAGAACGUCCUCCUCCUGAAUUUCCUCCACUUUUUCUAUGUCCGUGUAUAAAUUGUGCAAAUAAAGAACCAAAACGUACUAAGAAAGAAAUCAUGAAUCAUCUAAUUUGUGACGGGAUUUGUCAAAAUUAUACACAAUGGAUAUGGCACGGUGAAGUAGUUGCAACGCCAAGUGUGUCCCAUAGAGAAAGUGGUAGUGUGGAUAUCGAUGAUCGACUGGAAGACAUGAUGCGUGAUAUUGGAGAAGAUUCGUUUAAGAGGGCGCAUGUGUAUGAAACUUUAUGCAGUGACAAGGAUGAACCAUUGUAUCCGGGAUGCACAAAUUUUACCCGUUUGUCUGCGGUGUUAAAAUUGUUUAAUUUGAAAGCAAAAAAUGGGUGGACCGACAAAAGUUUCACUGAAUUGCUUGAAUUGUUGAUACAAAUGCUUCCAGAAGGUAAUGUAAUGCCAAAUCGUUAUUACGAGGCGAAAAAAGUAUUGUGUCCAAUGGGUUUGGAGUAUGAAAAGAUACAUGCAUGCCCUAAUGAUUGUAUAUUAUACCGAAAAGAGUUUGUAAACUAUAAUCAUUGUCCGACAUGUAAGGCGUCUCGCUACAAAAAGAAAGAUGGUGAUUCUAGUGAUGAUGAGGUGACCAAAACGGGUCCUCCCGCGAAAGUCGUAUGGUACCUACCAAUAAUUUCAAGGUUCAAGAGAUUGUUUGCUAAUGCAAAUGACGCAAAGAAUCUUAGAUGGCAUGCAGAAGAGAGAAAAUGUGAUGGCCAAAUUCGCCAUGUAGCUGAUUCUUUGCAAUGGAAGAAAAUUGACUCUUUGUUUCCAAAUUUAGGAAUUGGUAUUUUAGGAUUGGAUGUGCAUACUGUUCUAGAGUUUUGA
Trifolium pratense (red clover) is the source of this 1455-nucleotide messenger RNA. RefSeq lists its product as uncharacterized. Lineage: Eukaryota; Viridiplantae; Streptophyta; Magnoliopsida; Fabales; Fabaceae. The record is from RefSeq and is a predicted model, not a curated record. Bases 493 to 1455 code for a protein of 320 amino acids. The transcript has 3 exons.